Messenger RNA from Penicillium macrosclerotiorum, 930 nucleotides. RefSeq lists its product as uncharacterized. Gene Ontology annotation, biological process: transmembrane transport. Gene Ontology annotation, molecular function: transmembrane transporter activity. The record is from RefSeq and is a predicted model, not a curated record. The transcript has a single exon. The coding region runs from base 1 to 930 and encodes 309 amino acids. Lineage: Eukaryota; Fungi; Ascomycota; Eurotiomycetes; Eurotiales; Aspergillaceae.
AUGGUCUCUCCUAUUAUAUCGUCCAAAGACGCAAUCAGCGAAGCCCCCAAUCAUGAUAGAUCAAUCUCUUCGUCACAACCAGGACAGGAUUUAAACCACGUUGGCAAAGAGGAAAAUCCCAUGCCAAGUGGCGAUAAAGUGGAACUAACCGAAGCUGCCUGUUAUGACAAGCUCGGAUACAGCUUUCCCGUCUGGAGGAAAUGGAUGAUUCUCUGCGUGAUGUUCUGCAUCCAGAUAUCCAUCAAUCUCAAUGCAAGUCUAUACGCCAACGCUGUGCUGAAGAUUUCCGAGAAGCACAAUGUCAGCGAACAAGUUGCGAGGAUUCCCCAGUUAACCUUUCUCUGCGCUUACGCGUUCGGAUGCGAACUCUGGGCGCCGUGGAGCGAGGAGCUUGGGCGCUGGCCCACACAACAACUCAGUCUAUUUCUCGUCAAUAUAUGGCAAUUGCCCUGUGCCUUUGCACCCAACUUCGCGACUUAUGUCGUGGUUCGUCUGCUUGGGGGGUUGAGCACGGCAGGAGGUUCAGUGACCCUGGGCGUCAUUGCAGAUAUGUGGGAGCCUGAUGAUCAAGAAUAUGCCGUUGCGUUCCUUGUGUUAUCAUCUGUCGGAGGAUCAGUCGUUGGAGCUGUCGUCGGUGGUUUUGUGGAAGUACGGCAGCCACUAGCUUGGAUCUUCUGGGUUCAGCUCAUCGCCGGUGGCUCAGUUCAGUUGAUGCAUUUCAUAUUGGUCCCGGAAACCAGAGCUACCAUCAUCCUUGACAGGGAAGCAAAAAAGAGACGCAAAGCGGGCGAAUCGAAUAUCUGGGGACCGCACGAGCUCCACGGCUUUUCUCUCUCCGCGAGAGAUAUGGACGGUUUGGAUUCGACCGUUUCAUAUGCUUUUCACCGAGCCUAUUGUGAUGUGGCUUUCCCUCUUGAGUGGAUUCAGUGA